AUGGGCAUUCUCACACUCGCUGAGGAUCGGCCAACGCCGAAGUCUGUUUACAACUGGCGUGUAUAUGCACUCGCCGGCAUUGCAUCAUGUGGUUCCAAUAUGAUCGGUUAUACCAGUGCCUUCAUCGGUACAACUAUCACACUCGCCUCCUUCAUGAAGGAGUUCGGCCUCGACGAGAUGUCCACCCCACAACGAAAUCUAAUUAGCGAGAACAUCGUCUCACUUUUCAUUGCUGGUGCCUUUUUCGGCGCCCUGGGAACUUACGCCCUCGGCCACUUCAUCGGCCGUAAAUGGAGUUUGGCUGUAGCUGCCACCGUAUUCUUUCUCGGUUCUGGACUACAACUCGGUGCCAACAGUGCCCGAGGGCUUGGUAUUCUCUAUGCUGGUCGUGUGCUGUCCGGCUUGGGUACCGGCAUAGCCUCGAAUAUCAUUCCCAUAUAUCUUUCCGAACUAGCGCCACCUGCCAUCCGAGGACGGCUCGUCGGUCUGUAUGAGCUUGGCUGGCAGAUAGGCGGAAUGUUAGGUUUUUGGAUUAAUUAUGGUGUUGAGCAACACAUGCCUCAAAGCCACGAGCAGUGGAUCAUCCCCUUCGCCAUCCAGCUCGUCCCGUCCGGUCUACUCUUCAUAGGUGCGUUGUGGAUCAAAGAAUCCCCUCGUUGGCUGUUCCUCAAGGACCGUCGUCACCAAGCGAUGCAAAAUCUUUGCUGGAUCCGCCAAUUGGACGCUGAUGACAUUUAUAUCACCGAAGAGGUCGCUGCGAUCGAUCAAGCUCUUGAGCAUCAGAAGAGUUCUAUCGGUAUUGGCUUCUGGAAGCCCUUCCAGGCUCUUGCCACUAACAAGAGUGUCAUGUACCGUCUGAUGCUGGGCUGCAUGCUCUUCUUCUGGCAAAACGGCUCCGGUAUCAAUGCCAUCAACUAUUACUCGCCUACCAUUUUCAAAUCGAUCGGUGUCGACCCCAACACUGUUAACCUGAUGACCGGUAUCUUUGGCGUCAUUAAAGCCGUCAUGACCUUCGUGUGGCUCCUGUUCCUGGUCGAUCAAUUUGGAAGACGCAAUCUGCUCCUUGUUGGUGCCGUGACUGGAUCGCUCUGUAUGUGGGUAAUCGGCGCUUACAUCUGUGCUGUCAAGCCCGAAGAUAACCCCAGCACGUCUCUGAACGGCGGAGGCAUUGCGGCCAUAUUCUUCUUUUAUCUAUGGACUGCGGUCUACACCCCUACCUGGAAUGGUACCCCUUGGGUUAUUAAUUCCGAAUUCUUCGACCCCAAUUUCCGUUCCCUGGCUCAGGCCGCCACGACUGCGAGCAACUGGCUCUUUAACUUCCUCAUCUCUCGCUUCACCGAACAAAUGUUCGACAAGAUGCACUACGGCGUGUACUUCUUCUUUGCUGCACUGUCAUUCCUGGCAUUCUUCUUCGCCUUCUUCCUUAUCCCUGAGACCAGCGGUAUCCCUCUUGAAAAGGUCGACCGCCUGUUUGAUUGCAAGCCCAUCUGGAGAGCAAACAAGGUGCUCAAGGCCGCCCUCGUGGAAGAGGAAGAGCAGUUCCGCUACGAGGUCAAGGAGAACUCGUACCACGAGGAGGACACUGGCUCAAUUGCUGCGCCUUAA
Molecule: messenger RNA, 1605 nt
Organism: Penicillium egyptiacum
Lineage: Eukaryota; Fungi; Ascomycota; Eurotiomycetes; Eurotiales; Aspergillaceae
Source: the annotation of a GenBank genome assembly